Molecule: messenger RNA, 1932 nt
Organism: Indicator indicator
Lineage: Eukaryota; Metazoa; Chordata; Aves; Piciformes; Indicatoridae
Gene: TMEM161A
Product: transmembrane protein 161A
Exons: 15
Coding region: 1-1932 (643 amino acids)
Source: RefSeq, a predicted model, not a curated record
AUGCUCGCCGCCGCCGCCGCCUUUGUGCGAAAUGGGAAACUUCUCAGGGGGGGCACGGACACAGCCCGGCUCCCAGAGGCUGGUUGUCCGGGCAUCGGCUCCGCCUCGGUGGGCACUGAGUGGCUGCCAAGCAGCAGCCCUUCAAGGAAGGGUCCCCACGGGGAGUAUGGUGACCACGCUGGGCCUGGCACCCCCUCCCUGGGUGCGGGACUAGGACGUAUCCUUAACUCCCUGACUUUGCAGCAGCGACAGCGCCGGCUGCAGAAGCUGCUGAUGCUGAUGCUAAUUCGGGCGCUCGGCAGCCGCGGUAUCGAUAUCCAUGGCAACCCCUCGGGGCCACCAGCGCCCUGCCGGGACCAGGGCCACCUACCAGCACCCCUGGAGCACCCCAGCAAGGCGACAAGAACGGUCCAGGAUUGGCGAAGGCGGGGCGGCGGCGGCGGGCAGCCUGCUUCCUGCGGCCGCCUUUGCGCUGACCCUAGCAUGGCGGUGAUGGGGGUGCAGGUGGUGGUGAGCCUGCUGGCGGCCAGCCUGAUGCAGAGGAUGGCCCCGCACUGCUCCUUCGCUCGCUGGCUGCUCUGCAACGGCAGCCUGCACCGCUACAAGCACCCCUCGGACGAGGAGCUCUGCACCCUGGCAGGGAAGCAGCGUCCCAAGAGCAAGCGGGACAGGAGGGUGAAUGGUGUGACAGAUGACAAACCCCUGUCCGUGCCCAGGGACAUCGACCUGCAGCUGGACACCAGCCCCAUCACCGCCAUGGAUGCUCUUGUGCUGCGCUACUUCCUGGACUACCAAUGGUUUGUGGAUUUUGCUGUCUACUCCACUGCUGUCUACAUCUUCACCGAGGGCUACUACUGCUUGGUGGACGCCCAGAAGGAGACCAACAUCGGAGUGCUCUGGUGCCUGCUGACAGUUGUCUUCUCCAUCAAGGUCUUCUUCAUGCUGAUGUGCCACUACUUCCGCUCGGAGGAGGGGGGCGAGCGCUCCGUCUGCCUCACCUUCGCCUUCUUCUUCCUCCUCCUCGCCAUGGUGGCCCUGGUCAUCCAUGAGGACUACCUGGAGUUUGGCCUGGAGCCCGGGCUGGCUGGCGUCAGCAGCAACCUGGAGAAGAUGCUGAAGCAGCAGGGCUGGGAGUGGAUGUUGCCCCUGGCCAAGUUGGCCUUCAAGCUGGGGCUGGUGGCCCUCUGCUCCUUCCUGGGUGCCUGCCUGACCUUCCCAGGGCUGCGCCUGGCACAGACCCACCUGGAUGCCCUGCAGCUGGCAGCUGACAAGCCUCUGAUCCAGGUCCUGCUCCACCUGAGCUUCCUGGCGCCCGUGCUGGUGGUGGUGAUGUGGAUCAAGCCUCUCUCCAGGGACUUCCUCCUCCAUGCACCCAUGGGCAAGCAGACAGUGCAGAUCAUGUCGGACUCAGCCUACAACACCGCUCGGCUCUGGGCCAUCGUGGGGCUGUGCCUGCUGCGCCUGGCUGGCACCCGCUGGCACCUGCAGGCCUACCUGGGCCUGGCCCAGCGCUGGGUGCAGCAGAUGAGGAGGGAAGCAGGCAGGAUCCCUGCCCUGGAGAUCCAGCGCAAGGUCACCAGGAUCUACUGUUACGUCACCGUGGUCAGCCUGCAGUACCUGGGCCCCAUCGUCCUCACCCUGCACUGCACCCUGCUGCUCAAGACACUGGGGCAGCACUCAUGGGGGCUGUACCCAGAGCCCCCUCCUGUGUCUCCAGCAGUGGCAGUGUCACUGCAGCAUCCCCCAGGGCAGGGGCAGGAACAGGAGGAUGUCCAUGUGGCAGUGCAGCAGAUCACAGGCAUCCUGGGCACCAUCUUCACUCCCCUCUUCCUCCGUGGACUCUUUGCCUUCCUCACCUGGUGGGUGGCUGCCUGCCAGGUGGUCACCAGCCUCUUUGGCCUCUACUUCCACCAGUACCUGGCAGCCUCCUGA